Molecule: messenger RNA, 2966 nt
Organism: Cricetulus griseus (Chinese hamster)
Lineage: Eukaryota; Metazoa; Chordata; Mammalia; Rodentia; Cricetidae
Source: RefSeq, a predicted model, not a curated record
ACGGGCAGAGCUGUGUGGUUUGGUUUUCCUCUUCCCCAACCCCAUCAGUCCUGGGCUGGCUGCCCGCUCUUUUCCCCACAGAGCUGGGUUUCCCUGGGGACCAAUGGCUUGGCCUAGCCCCAUACCCACAGCCCCCUCCUGACCACAACUCACGCUAGAAGGAGGGCCAGACCCUCCUGGACCCUGGCCCUCCCUGCCCUGCCGUCCAAAACCCAAUAGUCUCUCUCCAUUGCUGAGCUAGGAGCAAGGAGCAAUGACUCCCUCAAAAGGAGGUAGGUAGCUAGGGGUUGCUAGUCAGGGUAGUGGCCAAGGCUGGGGCAAGACCCUUGUCACUCCCAUUGGAGGAAGGAGGACCCUGGUUCCUAGGGUUUGGCACAGACUUGGAUGUCUUCCCUAGGGAAAUGGAGAGUCCAAAGUCUCUCCUGGGGAAGAAAGGGAAGUCUGGGGCGGGCCAGAGUCUCUGCAGCUGCAGGGGACAUGGAGAAUGGCAGACAGACACUAGGGCACAGAGGGUCUCGGUUCCUAUGCCUGGAAGCCUCAAAGGGAGACAGAUGCUAUCCAGAGUACAUACAAGUUCUGAGCUCCCCAUAUAGAACUCUUACAGGACCCCCCCCCACACACACACACACCUCUCAAGAUGCUGCCAAUUCCACCCACUCCUUUGUCAGUGUCCACACCUGUACCAGUAUUCCAUCUCCCCUGCAGGUCCUGAAGCUGUCCAGCUGACAUGGCAGCUCCAGCAUCUCUGAAGACCAAAGGGGGUCCAGUCCUGCAGGGGACUUCAUAGACCUUGGACAGCUGGACAGCCUGCCAUCUGUGCUCCCGCUAGCCAGGCCAGAUCUCAGGCCGUUCACCAUGGGUGGCUGCUUCUCCAAGCCCAAGCCAGUGGAACUCAAGAUUGAAGUGGUGUUGCCUGAGAAAGAGCGGGGCAAGGAGGAGCUGUCAGCCAGCGGAAAGGGCAGCCCCCGGGCUUACCAAGGCAACGGCACAGCACGCCACUUCCAUGCUGAAGAGCGUCUGCCCACCCCACAGCCCUACCCCAGCCCUCAGGACUGUGUGGAGGCUACUGUCUGCCAUGUCAAGGACCUCGAGAAUGGCCAGAUGCGGGAAGUGGAGCUGGGCUGGGGAAAGGUGUUGCUGUUGAAGGACAAUGGGGAAUUCCAUGCCCUGGGCCAUAAAUGUCCUCACUAUGGAGCACCCCUGGUGAAAGGUGUACUGUCUCGGGGCCGUGUGCGCUGCCCCUGGCAUGGGGCCUGCUUCAAUAUCAGUACUGGGGACUUAGAAGACUUCCCAGGCCUGGACAGUCUGCAUAAGUUCCAGGUGAAGAUUGAGAAGGAGAAGGUGACUGUCCGGGCAAGCAAGCAGGCCCUGCAGCUGCAGCGAAGGACAAAGGUGAUGGCCAAGUGUAUAUCUCCAAGUGCUGGCCACAGCAGUAGCACCAAUGUGCUCAUAGUGGGUGCAGGUGCUGCUGGCCUGGUGUGUGCCGAGACACUGAGGCAAGAGGGCUUCUCAGACCGGAUCGUCCUUUGCACCCUGGAUCGACAUCUGCCCUAUGACCGGGCCAAGCUCAGCAAGUCCCUGGAUGCACAACCAGAACAGCUGGCCCUAAGGCCCAAGGAAUUCUUCCGGGCCUAUGGCAUCGAGAUGCUCACUGAAGCCCAGGUGGUCACAGUGGACGUGAGGAACAAGAAGGUUGUGUUCAAGGAUGGCUUCAAGCUGGAGUACAGCAAGCUGUUGCUGGCACCAGGAAGCAGCCCUAAGACCCUGAACUGCAAAGGCAAAGAUGUGGAGAAUGUGUUCACCAUCCGCACACCCGAGGAUGCCAAUCACGUGCUGCGGCUGGCCCGUGGCCGCAAUGCUGUUGUUGUGGGAGCAGGCUUCCUGGGGAUGGAGGUGGCUGCCUAUCUAACUGAGAAGGCCCACUCAGUGUCUGUCGUGGAGCUGGAGGAAACACCCUUCCGGAGGUUCCUGGGGGAACGUGUCGGUCGUGCCCUUAUGAAGAUGUUUGAAAACAACCGUGUGAAGUUCUAUAUGCAGACAGAGGUGCUGGAGCUUCGGGCUCAGGAGGGCAAGCUGCAGGAGGUGGUACUGAAGAGCAGCAAGGUUCUUCGGGCAGAUGUCUGUGUGGUUGGCAUUGGUGCAGUGCCUGCCACAGGCUUCCUGAGGCAGAGUGGCAUCGGUCUGGAUUCCCGAGGUUUCAUCCCAGUCAACAAGAUGAUGCAGACCAACAUCCCAGGCGUGUUUGCCGCUGGUGAUGCCGUCACCUUUCCUCUUGCCUGGAGGAACAAUCGGAAAGUGAACAUUCCACACUGGCAGAUGGCUCAUGCCCAGGGGCGGGUAGCAGCUCAGAACAUGCUGGCACAGGAGGCAGAGAUCAACACAGUGCCCUAUCUGUGGACUGCCAUGUUUGGCAAGAGCCUCCGCUAUGCGGGCUACGGAGAAGGCUUCGACGAUGUGAUCAUUCAAGGGGAUCUGGAGGAGCUGAAGUUUGUGGCUUUUUACACCAAAGGUGAUGAAGUGAUUGCUGUGGCCAGCAUGAACUACGAUCCCAUCGUAUCCAAGGUGGCUGAAGUGCUGGCCUCAGGUCGAACCAUCCGGAAGCGGGAGGUUGAAACCGGUGACAUGUCUUGGCUCACAGGGAGAGGAUCCUGAGCUCUCAUGUGGUGGAUUUGGGCAGGCCUCUGGGCACCAAGGUCAGAGACCAAGUCCUGGGGGCCAGUGCCAAUCUCCUAUUUCCCAGGAUACCCCAGGGUGGAAUCUGAGUCCUCUCAAGGCUUGCCUUCAACUGUCUGCCUCCCCUCCAAAGAGGCUCCUGCUGUCUCCAGAAGAUGGUCCCUCCCAAGGCUCAGCUGUUGUUGACAGCUGGUUUUAGAGGCAGGACAGGCUCUGCCUGUUUCCUCUCUUAGGACUGUCUUCCCAGCAAGAGCCUGUAACAUUACCUUAAAAUUAAAACACAUGUAUCUACA